Messenger RNA from Pocillopora verrucosa, 1867 nucleotides. RefSeq names its product heparan sulfate 2-O-sulfotransferase hst-2. The record is from RefSeq and is a predicted model, not a curated record. Gene Ontology annotation, cellular component: membrane. NCBI's taxonomy places the organism in Eukaryota, Metazoa, Cnidaria, Anthozoa, Scleractinia, Pocilloporidae. Gene Ontology annotation, molecular function: heparan sulfate 2-sulfotransferase activity.
AAUGUUUAUGUAAAUUUACUCAGUUUAUUAUAUUGGUGUUGUAGACGUUUUGAGACUGAAGAGCAGGGGGAAAACACUCAAAGUCGGGUCAACACACCUUGCUUCAACGGAAUAAGUCGACAUAGCACUGGUUUCGAUGAAUGCUUCCUGAGACAAGUUAUCAAUCGGACUAGCGCGUGGCGAUCGAAGCAAAAACUCAACGAGUAAUUGUGUCAAUUAUUCUCGAACAAUCAGAGUAAUCCUGCCAAGAGAAGGGAGACGAAACAUAAGUUUUCGCAAACGUCGACGAGUAUCCUCUACGUAAUACAAACGAGUGGAACGCCACUUUUUUUAAAAGUGAUACGAAGGUCAGCUUCCUUCAUAUGAUUUUAUGGAAAUUAAAUGUACGUUCGUGCAACAUAUCAAAAAAAUCUGGUUGUUUUUUAUUGUCACUUUGUUCCUUUGCGGAUGGGUCAUCAUUGAAAAACUGGACAAACCUAGCAUAAUAACACCUUAUUUUUAUGAUCAACAAAAAGAUAACGUCUAUAACAAAAAUUCUACAUCUUGGCUUGAAGAAGUCACCGUAUAUGACGUUAAGCAAUGGCAGAAGAAAUUCUACACUUCGCUGGCUAUAAUACGAGAAAAACCUCCAAAAGAAUGGAAAUCAAGUGUAACCAGGAUUAUGGCUUAUAAUGUGUACACUCAAGGGUUGUUGGACAAUUUACGACAGUUCAAACUGCCAAGAAAUGAACUUGGACAAAGUGUGCACAUUGGCGCAAAUAACGGUUUGUUGCUGUUUCCAGUGGUAGCAUCAUGUAAGCCCAUAUUACCUGAUGUGGUUCUUUAUAACAGGAUAUUUAAGACCGGAAGUGAAACGACGGGUGCGUUGUUUGGUUUCUUAAGUUACGUGAUGGAUUAUCUGUACACCAAACAAACAACAGAAGAUUUCUAUGACAAGGGCGUCUCUGCACCAUAUCCAAUGAUUAUUGAACGUAAAGUCAGAGGAAGUCGAAAAGUGCUUUUUAAUGCACACUUUUUCUUCAGAAACAACUUGGACCUAGAAUUGCGUUCUCAUACUUACAUUAAUCAAGUUCGAGAGCCAGUUGCAAGAUUUAUAUCUCAUUACUCUUACAUGCGAAGUACAAACCGACCCAAGGAUAGAAUACAACAGAUGAUUGACAGCGGCGAAUGGAACGAAACUAUUGAAGAAUGUUUCGAGAAACAAAGCCAAGGUUGCAGACGUAAUGUCAUGACACGUUUUUUCUGUGGAACGGACAGAUUUUGCAAGAGCGACGCGCCUAACGCGCUCAUUAAAGCGAAGAAAAACAUUUUACAACAUUACGCUGUUGUUGGUUUGCUGGAAAAUUUUCAAUUAACUUUAAAAAUUCUACAAAGGCGACUGCCCUUUUUCGUGCCAGUUGUACCAAGGAACCCCAGUGAAUUGAGAGUCAAUGAAGGUGUUAGAGGCAAGAACGUUUCCGUUAGUGAGGAAAUGAUUUCUAAGAUAAAACGAGCAAACUGGGCUGACAUGGAACUUUACGAUUUUAUAAAAGAGAUAUUUUGGAAACAGGCACGAGCUUGUGGGCUGUCUUAGCCACUCAGCUCUCAAGAUUUAAUCAGGAAUUCUCCCCUCUUGCUCUCAUACGUCACCUUGUAAACUAGUAAUGAGAAAUGAUACACCGUUGGGCUGAUCAGUUUGUCUACACUCAUUACUUACUUGCAGCAUAAUUUUUAAUAGUUUCGGGAAAAGGUGCAUUUUGAUCUCUUCUUGGAGUGAAUGGUUAACCAACUCCUUUCUGAGAUAUUAUAAUUAUUUAUUUUGUAGCUAUUUGUAUAUGCAGAUAUAUAUAUAUAUUAUGAGAAUUAUCGAAGCAGAGCAAUUAUUCGG